AUGGAGUGGAGGACACCUGCACUGUGUGUACUGCUCCUGGCUCUUAGCUGGGGCCUCCAGGCAAAUGCUAUUAGGGUCCGCCGCAGCAACCAUAUCAACAACAUCUGUAGCAUGUGGGGUCAUUUCCACUUUAAAACCUUUGAUGGAGAUGUGUACCAGUUCCAGGGGACUUGUGAAUACAACCUUGUCUCUGAGUGCCAAAUUCCUGUGCAGGGCUUCUCAGUACAUGUGAAAAGAUCACAGUCCCAUGGGAACCCACAGAUCACCAGAGUGCUGGUUACCAUAGGAGACAUGGCCAUUGUGCUCACCAAGAAACUGGUUAUGAUCAACGAAGAGAUUAUAAAACUUCCCUAUUAUUUAGCAGGGGUGCUGCUGGAAAAGAAUGCUAUUUACACUAAAUUAUAUGCUAAACUGGGCCUCAGUGUCAUGUGGAACAGAGAGGAUGCUGUCAUGGUGGAACUAGACACUAAAUAUUCUAAUAAUACCUGUGGACUUUGUGGAGACUUCAAUGGCAUUCCCAUUUAUAAUGAGUUCUUGGCUGAAGCUCGCGUGACUGGCUCUGUUGAGUUUGGUAACAAGCAAAGGAUUUAUGGGCCCAAUGAUGGCUGUGUGGACCCUUAUGAAGAAGAUGAGGCUGAUCAAGACACAGUGGACAAGUGUCAAAAAUUUCAGGGAGACUGCUCAGCUCUGCUGCAGAGUCAGGACUGGUCUUCCUGCAGGAAGGUGUUAAGUCCUGAGCCCUACAUCCAGGCCUGUGUAGUGGACAGGUGCUGGAGUCAUCCUAGGGACAUGGAAAACACUGCUACUCUGUGUUUUACGUUGUCUGAGUACUCCCGCCAGUGCUCCCAUGCAGGGGGCAUACCACCAAACUGGAGAACAUCCACCUUCUGUGCGGUACAGUGCCCCUUUAACAUGGAGUACUCUGAGAGUGGAUCUCCCUGUGUGGACACAUGCACACACAGAGACACCAGCUCACUGUGUGAAGAACACAAGAUGGAUGGCUGCUUCUGUCCACCUGGUACUGUGUUUGAUAACAUCUCAGAGAAGGGAUGCAUCCCUCAGGAAGAGUGCCAGUGUAAGCACAAUCAGACCUAUAACCCUGGAGAUGUGCUCCUCAAGGAUGACGAAGAAUGUGUGUGUCAAAAUGGCAGUUGGGCAUGUGAGCGUCUGCCAACCCCAGGUGUGUGUGCUGUAGAGGAGGGUUCACACUUUACUACUUAUGAUGGUAAAGAGUUUACCUUCCAUGGGGACUGCUACUAUGUCCUUUCCAAGGACUGUGUAGGAUCUAAGUUCCUUAUUUUGGGUCAGCUUAUUCCCUGUGUUGCUCAAAAAACUGACACCUGCCUGAAAUCCAUUGCCCUGCUACUCAACAAUGACAAGAAUAAUGCGUUAAUCAUCAAAGAAGAUGGCCUAGUCAGGCACAAUGGCGAGAUCACCCUCCCUUACACCACAGGUGACAUCACCAUGUUCAGACCAUCGUCCUUCCACAUCAUGAUACAGACAUCUUUUGGGCUACAGAUGCAGGUGCAGCUUGUUCCACUCAUGCAACUCUACAUCACUUUGGAUAAGAGCUUCCAGACCAAGACCUGCGGUCUGUGUGGGAACUUUAACAUGGUGUUGUCUGAUGACCUGAAAACCCCACAAGGCUUAGUAGAAGGGACAGCUGCCUCCUUUGGGAACUCCUGGAAGGCACACCCUAACUGUCCUGACAGCAGUGACAGGCUGGAUGACCCAUGCAGCUACAGCGUAGACAGUGAGAGCUAUGCAGAGCACUGGUGUCUAAAACUGAAGGAGAAGGAAGGCCAAUUUGCUAAAUGUCACUCUACUGUUAACCCAGAGAAAUACUACAAGAGAUGCAAGUACUCAGCCUGCACAUGUGAGAAGAGUGAAGACUGUCUGUGUGCGGUCUUCUCCUCCUAUGUGCGAGCAUGCACGGCAAAGGGAAUCUUCCUGCAAGGCUGGAGAGACACAGUGUGCGAUAAAUACACUGCGCGCUGCCGAGCCUCCCAGACUUUCUCCUACAUGCUGCAGGGUUGCCAGCGCACAUGUGACUCCCUGGGCUCAGAGCGCCAGGGCUGCAGCACUCAAUACACCCCUGUGGAUGGAUGUGCCUGUCCCGCUGGACUCUAUGAGGAUGAGAAUGGUGGUUGUGUGCCCAUGGAAAAAUGCCCCUGUUACCACAAUGGAGAGCAUGUUAAACCUGGCAAGUCCAUUAACAUCAGAAAUGAGCACUGUGUUUGUACAAAUGGAAAACUCAACUGCAACACCUGGAAGCCCCUUAUUACAGACUGUCCUGCUCCAAAGGUCUUCUUUAACUGCAGUGACGCAUCAAUAGAUAAGCAUGGGUUAGAGUGUGCACAAACAUGCACACACCACAGCAUUGAUUGUUACCUUGCAGAGUGCGAAUCUGGAUGUCAGUGUCCCACAGGCCUUCUGGAUGAUGGUCUUGGUCACUGUGUUAAAGAACAUGAAUGCCCUUGUCAACACAAUGGACACUUAUACGCUGCAGGGGCUAAAAUACCAGACAGUUGCAAUUCAUGUACCUGUAAACGUGGCAAGUGGGAAUGCACAGACAAAAAAUGCCCUGGGACUUGCACCAUCUAUGGCAGUGGACAUUACAAUACAUUUGACAAGCAGAGGUUUGGCUUCAAUGGAGACUGUGGUUAUGUAGCUGUCCAGAACAAGUGUGGAAAUAAGACAGGCACAUUCCAUGUGAUCACAGAGAAUGUACCCUGUGGGACAACAGGAACCACUUGUUCCAAAGCUGUUCGGAUUCUGCUGGGAAGAACACAGUUGGAGCUGAUAGAUGGCAUCAUAACAGAAAGCGAGCUUCAAAGUGGGCCAAAAAUUAACUACAAAGUGAGAAACAUGGGCCUUUACCUGGUUAUUGAGUCUGAUGCUGGCCUGGCAGUGUUAUGGGACCGCAAAACCACAGUACGCAUCAUUCUGCAACCACAACACAUGGGAGAGGUUUGUGGAUUGUGUGGAAACUACAAUGGAAAUGGCAAAGAUGAUUUCACCACUCAAGGUCAACUGCAAGUUUCUGACAUCAUGGAGUUUGUAAACAGUUGGAAAGCACACACUUCCUGUUCUGAUGCUGAGCAAGGCUUUGAUCCAUGUAUUAAAAGUCAGAGCCGCACCACUUGGGCAAAAAUGCAAUGCAGUAUAAUCAAAGGAGAUACAUUCAAAGACUGCCACAAAAUGGUGGACCUGACCCCAUAUUUUGAAAACUGUGUAAGAGACUCAUGUGCGUGUGACACUGGUGGUGACUGUGAGUGUUUCUGUACUGCUGUGGCAGCCUAUGCCCAAGCCUGCAAUGAAGCUGGGGUCUGUGUGGCCUGGCGAACACCAGACAUCUGCCCUGUGUUCUGUGACUACUACAAUGGACCAGAUGAAUGCACAUGGCAUUACAAUCCGUGUCUCACACCAUGCUACAAAACUUGCCUGAACCGUGAAGGCCAAUGCAAGGACCCUUUACCAAACCUGGAAGGAUGUUAUCCAGUGUGUCCGGCUGACAAACCCUUUUUUGAUGAGGAGAAUGACACUUGUGUUGACACAUGUAGCAUAAUGUGCUUCAUCGAUGGAACUAUGUAUAAUGUUGGGGCAAAAAUCCCAAGUAGAAAGCCAUGUCAUUCAUGUUGGAAGCAGUUCAACGAAAGCAACAACUACCCCAAUCAUUACAACUCGCCCCACAACAUCUAA
Messenger RNA from Electrophorus electricus (electric eel), 3702 nucleotides. Lineage: Eukaryota; Metazoa; Chordata; Actinopteri; Gymnotiformes; Gymnotidae. The record is from RefSeq and is a predicted model, not a curated record.